AGCCGUUAGACGCCAGUGCCGCGCGGGGUGUCAACCGGUCCACACCUCUGUAACACCAGCUCCAGUCACACCUUCGCUCGCGUUCUGGAACCCACCUGUCACUAGCACACAAACUCUUGAAUGAACAUAGACACGUUUUGGUCUCGUCUUCGAUAUAAGUGUGGAAAGAAGACCCGAUACUCAAAACUAAAGUGAAUUCCGAACUGAUACACGAAGAACUUGCACCUCCAGAUCACUACCUCGCCGGCAUUGAAAUCCCUCCCCUGAAUCCAACGUGACGAUGAGGCUGGAGGCGAUGAGGGUGGCGGCGGUGAUGGCGGUGGCAGCGUUGGUGGCGGUGGAGGCGGCCUAUCCGGUGCCUCCCCUGGACUCCUCCGCGGCCCUGCAGGUGUUGCGGCGGCUGGGCCUGGACCGCGGCGGCUCCAUCCCCGCCGUGACGAAGGCGGAGAAGCUGCGUGAGGGCGACUCCCCCAUAUACUACAUCAAGAUGCCGCCGCUGCCCUACUACUACGUCAGCUCCAACGACCUGCAACAGCACCACGCCUACUCGGCACCGGCCGUUCCCUUCAAAAAGGUUGACAUCAACUUCACGAACAACGGUAAACCAACCCAAGUAUACCACUGGCCCCAACAAAGUACGAAGCCCUCUUUCUGGACGCCCCCGACCACCACCACCACGACCACCACCACCACGCCCCGCCCAACCACCACCCGUAGACCUACCAAGCGGCCAUGGCUGACGCUUAACAAGUAUUUCCCCUACAACGGACGUCCCUCCAGCGUGUACAUCUACAAGCCACAGCCCCACAUCAACGUAGAGAGAUACAAGCAGCAAUAUUUCAAGCACUUCAACUAUUAAUAAACUAAGACGGCACAAACUUGUAAAAUAUUUAGUGAACUGCGUGAGGAAACAAAGAAGGUUUCGAUAGACUAUAUCAAUGCAACAACCAAGAAGAUACAUCAUUUACACUAGCAGUAGAAAACUGUCGAACAGUGAAUUAAAUGCAGCCAGAAAAAGUAGUGUCUACAGACUAUAUCUGUGGAAGAACCCAGGAAAUUGAAUAUUCUACAAGUGGUUGUAGAAUAGAAUCAUUACCGAUAUCAUUAUACUGACACGAGAAUUUACAGACCUAUGGCAAUAAAGUUCGAAAUGAUAAAACGGAAGUUAGGGGCAAACCUUGUUCAGCCACAGGACGCCACCAGCGGCCGACCGUUUGCCUCACCUCUACACUUUGUCGCGUUCCUCGCAGUGUAUAGUCGAGGCUACGGACAGGAUGGACAUUAUUAACCUCUCCGCGCUAGGUGAGUCAAGGAGUGGUAGUGAAAGUCUCUGGCGGCGGUGCCAAUACUGGUGAGCGUGGUGCCUUGAUCGGUCACAGCUAUUGUCCAUUCUAACAAAUUCAUAUAGUAGCGAAUUGCGAUUUUAAUGUUAUCUCUCUCUCUCUCUCUCUCUCUCUCUCUCUCUCUCUCUCUCUCUCUCUCGUGUCGUGCAAUAAUAGGGAAGAGUGCUCCAUGUCUCUGGAUGAGCUCCCCUACAAACGUUUCCUCCACAAUACCGGCGUAAGUGUUACGAGAAAUAUAUUUUCCCUAAAAGAUGUUCAAGCAUGACAGUGAUCCUUGAGGAGAGGAGAGUGACAGGGGCAGGACCAUUCAGGAACGGUAAAGAUUCUUCCUUUUAAAAAUGGUAACUACUUCUGAGAAUGCGGUCAUUUCUAUACCAAUGAAUAUACUCUACAGUUGUUGCUUUUAUGCCACUGUUUAUAAUUUCCAGUCAUGUUAUAAAAAAAUAAAGAAAAUUUGCCCCUAGAAAACCACACUCCCAGGCUAAGUCCCUGCAUGCAUGCUUGUAAUAUAAUAGAUGUACAAAACCACCCAUAUAAUCUUAGUUAUUUGUAUGUAGUAGGCUUAUUGUUUUAUAUAUUUAUUACUGUAUAUUCGACAGACAAAUUACUGUUAUUAAAAGUUUUACCGAGACAGAAAUGGAAAACAUGUGUUGUCCCCGGUAAAUUAUCCAUGUGCAUACUUUACAAAAUAAAAAAAUAAUCAAUC
Molecule: messenger RNA, 2049 nt
Organism: Eriocheir sinensis (Chinese mitten crab)
Lineage: Eukaryota; Metazoa; Arthropoda; Malacostraca; Decapoda; Varunidae
Exons: 4
Coding region: 281-859 (192 amino acids)
Source: RefSeq, a predicted model, not a curated record